Chiloscyllium plagiosum (whitespotted bambooshark) is the source of this 813-nucleotide messenger RNA. The record is from RefSeq and is a predicted model, not a curated record. Lineage: Eukaryota; Metazoa; Chordata; Chondrichthyes; Orectolobiformes; Hemiscylliidae.
AUGGAAAAUCAAAAUGAUCUGGGUGACCGAGGAUUCCUGCUGACUCCCCAUGGCUGGGAUUUUACUGGGGAAUGCUUGCUGCUUUCCUUCGGCUGGUGUAAUGUUUGUAACUCUUUUCCAGGCUCUGAGAUCUACGCUGAAAUUCCAGACACUCCCAAAUCUGCAGUGCCUCAGAACUCAAUAUCACGAGACAAUGUCGUACUGGGCCGAAUUCUGGGUGAAGGAUUCUUCGGCCAGGUUUUUGAAGGAGUUUAUAAAACAGCACGAGGUGAACAACUCUCUGUCGCAGUGAAAACCUGCAAGACUGACUGCUCAUCUGAAGUCAAGGAGAAGUUCUUAGUUGAAGGAACAAUCAUGAAACCUCUCGACCAUCCACACGUUGUCAAACUGAUCGGAAUCAUUGAGGAGGAGCCGGCCUGGCUAAUCAUGGAGCUGUACCCCUACGGAGAGUUGGAAAGCUACCUGGCUACAAAUAAAAACAACCUGGACGUGCUGACCCUGAUUGACUACUCCUUGCAGAUCUCCAAAGCUCUCGCGUACCUCGAGGGAGUGAAAGUUGUUCAUCGGGAUAUAGCGGUGAGGAAUGUUCUGGUCGCUGCUCACGACUGUGUGAAGUUGGGAGAUUUUGGUCUCUCACGUUAUAUCGAAGACGAUAAUUAUUACAAAGCAUCAGUGACAAGGAUGCCAAUUAAGUGGAUGGCCCCAGAAUCCAUUAACUUCCGGAGGUUUACCUCCUCGAGUGACGUGUGGAUGUUCGUUCUGUAUUGCAGUGAUGAGAUUGUUCAGGUCCUGGGUUUUGAAGGAUCUGUGUGA